AUGGCGACUGGCACUACAAUCAAUACAACGUCCAUAACCCCGGCCGAAGGUGUUGUGAUUACUCGCCUGCCUAUGGAAGACGACCUCGAACUACCACCUAGCACCGAGGCGAAGUCGAUCUUCCACAUCUACGAGAAGCAUAAGUGUCAUAAAAGCAUUACGCCAGUCCUCGAUCCUACUCUGGAACGGAGAUCUGGCUCAACGAUCAAAGAACAGAAGGCUACACGCAAGGAGAAGAAAGAGCGUCGAGACGCUGGACUACCUAGUGUAGAACCAGACGAUAAUGCUUUCUUCCUUCACCGACCAUACCUCGCCUUCCACGUACCGCCUCGCGUCCUCUACACAGGCAACAGUAGACACACCGCGCAGCUAGCUAUCUUGAUACACGAAGGCUGCUUUUGGAAAGAGUAUAAACUGCAACUCCUCUCAUCCACCGCCGGCAUACUCGACCCUCGCGGCGUGGUACCAUGGCGCCACAACGGCGGCGACAAGAAAGCACUGAAAGGCAAUCACCACAAGCUCAAAGGGUACAAAGUGCGGACGUGGAGGGUCUGGGGUGAGACGGGCAAGGAAUACGUUCGUUCCGUGAAAGACAUCCGCAAGACGGGCGAAGGGCAGGAUCCCGAUGUGAUCACGACGACGAAUGGCAAGUUAGAAGAACCUGCGACGGCCGACGAAGUGGUUAUGUCGGCAUUGACUUCUUCUGGAAAGGAACGGGUACACUCCGAGAAUCUCCUACCUGUCACUGAAGAGAAGAAAGAGGGGCAAGCUGAGGUAUGCUUGGGGGUAUACACGUCGUCUGUUGCAAGUAGAAAGAGUGGUACUUUGGAGUUCUUCGAUACUGUUAUCUUGCGUCUCAUCAAUGAAAACGCGCCGGAGAUGCUACUUCGAAAUGAGGAAGGGGCGGAAGAAGAAGAGGCGGAAAGUACGAGGAUCUUGCGGAUGGAGAGAAGUAGGAUCUAUCAGGUGUUUGUAGCUACUGCUAUGUGUAUGAUCAAGAGUGAGAAGGAAAAGAGACAUACAUUGCUGGAUUUGCUGGUGAAUGUUGCUGAAGGUGGUGCGGGUGGCUAG
This is a messenger RNA of Alternaria novae-zelandiae, 1071 nucleotides long. RefSeq lists its product as uncharacterized. The coding region runs from base 1 to 1071 and encodes 356 amino acids. The record is from RefSeq and is a predicted model, not a curated record. NCBI's taxonomy places the organism in Eukaryota, Fungi, Ascomycota, Dothideomycetes, Pleosporales, Pleosporaceae. The transcript is spliced from 4 exons.